AUGUCUGUUUUUAACAACUCCAAUCUAUACCCCCGCUUCCUACUGACAGGAUUCUCAGGCCUUGAAAGCAUGUAUGGCAUCAUUUCCCUUCCUAUCUUCUUGGUUUAUAUCAUAUCAAUUACAGGGAACAUUAUCAUCCUGUUUAUCAUCAGAACCGAGCCUUCCCUCCACCAACCCAUGUACUACUUUCUGUCAAUGCUGGCAUUCACUGACCUUGGCUUAUCCACGACUACCUUUCCUACCAUGUUCAGUGUCUUCUGGUUCCAUGCACGAGAGAUUCCCUUUAAUGCCUGUCUUGUCCAGAUGUACUUCAUUCAUGUUUUCUCAAUUAUUGAAUCAGCUGUACUGUUAGCCAUGGCAUUUGACCGCUUUGUAGCAAUCAAAGAACCUCUGCGUUAUGCAACUAUUCUAACCAAUAGUGUAAUAAUUGGCAUUGGAUUGACAAUUGCUGGAAGGGCCCUGGCUCUGGUUUUUCCAGCCUCCUUCCUCCUGAAGAGGCUUCAAUAUCGAGCUGUCAAUAUUCUUUCCUAUCCCUUUUGUCUACACCAGGACCUCAUAAAGACAACUGUAUCAAGCCGCCGGGUCAGCAGCAUCUAUGGUCUCAUGGUGGUCAUCUGCUCCAUGGGACUAGAUUCAGUCCUUCUUCUACUCUCUUACCUCCUCAUUCUUGGCACAGUGUUUAGUAUAGCCUCCAAGUCAGAGAGGAUCAAAGCCCUCAAUACUUGCAUAUCGCACAUCUGUGCUGUACUCACCUUUUAUACACCUAUGAUUGGACUAUCUAUGAUCCGUCGUUAUGGGCAAAAUGCCUCUCCAAUCGUUCAUGUGCUCAUGGCCAAUGUCUACUUGCUUGUCCCACCCCUCAUGAACCCUAUUGUCUACAGUGUCAAGACCAAACAAAUUCGUGACAGAAUCCUUAAGAAGUUCAAGAAACAGAAAGUGUAG
Elephantulus edwardii (Cape elephant shrew) is the source of this 942-nucleotide messenger RNA. RefSeq names its product olfactory receptor 51G2-like. NCBI's taxonomy places the organism in Eukaryota, Metazoa, Chordata, Mammalia, Macroscelidea, Macroscelididae. Bases 1 to 942 code for a protein of 313 amino acids. Gene Ontology annotation, molecular function: olfactory receptor activity; G protein-coupled receptor activity. The transcript has a single exon. The record is from RefSeq and is a predicted model, not a curated record. Gene Ontology annotation, cellular component: membrane. Gene Ontology annotation, biological process: G protein-coupled receptor signaling pathway.